CAUUUUGGUUCAAAAUGAAAUUGUGAAAGAUGGAACAGUAUUGAUGAAGGAUGGGGGCGGGACCGCAUCUGAUGUGUUGUAUAAAUAUGACCAUGGCACAGCAAACCACAUUCAAGACAGCCAGCACAACAUAUUGAAGACAGGAUUCCUCAUCUUUGGCAAGAUGGCAUUUGCUCUUCGCUUGCUGUUCCUCGUCUGUGGGAUCAGUGCACUGUUGACUGGUGUUGUACCGUGGUCUUUUCAAAAGAUUCAAUUCAAAGAUAAUAACUGUCCCAAAGGGUGGACCCGGUUGGGCUGCCACUGUUACAUCUACCAAGAUGAGCCGAGGGACUUUGCAGAUGCUGAGAGCAUCUGCAAUAUUCUCGACGCGAAUCUUGUAUCCAUCCACAACGACCUGGAAAAUGCGUUUGUCGUCGAGCUGAUUCGAGCGAGUGGUAAUACUGGCCAAACCUGGAUUGGAUACACUGAUGCAAUUGAGGAAGGUGAUUUCGUUUGGACUGAUGGCUCGGCACAGGAUUUCGUUAACUUUGAUAUAACUGCAGCCCCAUCAGAGCCUAAUAACACCGGGGACUGUGUUGCCAUUUCAUUGACUGAUGGCCUUUGGCGGGAUGAACAAUGCACAGAUAUAGAUCCAUACAUUUGCAUCAAAGAGGUGUCCCACUAAGCUUUUUCUCUUACUGCAUCUUCCUGCUUCCUGUCACAGUCGAAUUUACUGGUCAUGAUAAAUCAGUGAAAUCGUGUGAAUUGGUGACUCAUUCUCUGGGUUUACGAUCGACUCUGCUUGUUUUUCAACAAUGCUCAAUUGACAGCAAAUUUGUCAUAUCAAAAGAGCUUUUCUACAAUAAAUUAAUGAAUCUGUCAGCAUUAAAAAA
Messenger RNA from Hippocampus zosterae (dwarf seahorse), 872 nucleotides. RefSeq names its product galactose-specific lectin nattectin-like. The record is from RefSeq and is a predicted model, not a curated record. The coding region runs from base 44 to 664 and encodes 206 amino acids. Gene Ontology annotation, molecular function: signaling receptor activity. NCBI's taxonomy places the organism in Eukaryota, Metazoa, Chordata, Actinopteri, Syngnathiformes, Syngnathidae. The transcript has 7 exons.